GAAGCUGGUGAUUUUCCACUCAAACUGAUAUUAAACGCGCACCAGCACGUAGAAACAAUGGACCCACAGACAAAUUAAAUUGUUUCACUCAGCGUUAAACGUAGGCGACACAACAAGGAACAACAGGCUGCUUGGCAAAACAAGGACAGCAUGGCACAAAAAGAGAAGCUCCAAUGCCUGAAGGACUUCCACAAGGACACCUUGAAACCUUCGCCAGGGAAGAGCCCAGGUACACGGCCCGAGGACGAGGCUGAGGGCAAGGCUCCUCAGAGGGAGAAGUGGGCCAGCAAGCUUGACUUUGUCCUGUCUGUGGCUGGAGGCUUCGUUGGAUUAGGAAACGUGUGGCGCUUUCCUUACCUUUGUUAUAAAAACGGUGGCGGUGCGUUUCUCAUCCCUUACUUCAUCUUCCUGUUCGGGGGUGGCCUGCCCGUGUUCUUCCUGGAGGUUGCACUGGGCCAGUACACCUCUGAAGGAGGAAUCACGUGCUGGGCCAAGCUCUGCCCCAUCUUCACUGGUAUUGGCUAUGCUUCUGUCGUGAUCGUAUCUCUACUGAACAUCUACUACAUCGUGAUCUUGGCCUGGGGACUCUAUUACCUGUUUCAGUGCUUUCAGCCGGAGCUCCCCUGGGCAAAAUGCAAGCAGCCCUGGAACACAGAAUUCUGUGUAGAAGACACAGUCCGCAAGAACAAGACCCUAUGGCUAGCAGCCAACAUUACCAACUUUACCUCCCCUGUCACUGAGUUCUGGGAACGCAAUGUCCUGAGCAUCUCCUCUGGGAUCGAGGACAUAGGUCCGCUGAAGUGGGACCUGGCCCUGUGUCUCUUAGCAGUGUGGAUUAUCUGCUUCUUCUGCAUCUGGAAGGGAGUCAAGUCCACUGGGAAAGUGGUGUAUAUAACAGCAACUUUUCCAUUUGUGAUGCUGAUUGUGCUGUUGGUGCGCGGAGUGACCCUGCCUGGGGCAUCUGAAGGGAUCAAAUUUUACCUUUACCCUAACCUGACCCGCUUACAAGAUCCAGAGGUGUGGAUUGAUGCAGGAACCCAGAUUUUCUUCUCCUAUGCCAUUUGUCUGGGAGCCAUGACAUCACUGGGGAGCUACAACAAAUACAAAUACAACUGCUACAGGGACUGUUUGCUGCUGGGAGGCCUCAACAGCGGUACCAGUUUUGUGUCUGGCUUCGCAAUAUUUUCCGUCCUGGGCUUCAUGGCACAAGAACAAGGGGUGGACAUUGCCGAUGUGGCAGAGUCAGGUCCCGGCUUGGCCUUCAUUGCCUACCCUAAAGCUGUGUCUAUGAUGCCGCUGCCAACCCUCUGGGCCAUCCUCUUCUUCAUCAUGCUGCUGCUUCUUGGCCUCGACAGCCAGUUUGUUGAAGUGGAGGGACAAAUCACCUCUAUUGUGGAUCUGUAUCCGUCCGUUCUCAGGAAGGGUUACCGACGAGAGAUCUUUAUAGCUGUGAUGUGUCUCAUGAGCUAUCUCCUGGGACUCACCAUGGUAACGAAAGGUGGCAUGUACGUGUUUCAGCUCUUUGACUACUAUGCAGCCAGUGGUGUGUGCCUUUUGUGGGUUGCAUUCUUUGAAUGCAUUGCUGUAGCCUGGGUGUAUGGAGUUGAUAAUUUCUAUGAUGGACUUGAGGAUAUGAUAGGCUACAGACCAAACCCAUGGAUGAAAUGGAGCUGGACCAUAAUCACUCCUGUCCUCUGCAUGGGCUGCUUUGUCUUCUCCCUGGUGAAGUACAAGCCCUUGACUUAUAACAAAGUGUAUGAGUACCCUGACUGGGCCAUCGGCCUGGGCUGGCUUUUGGCCCUGUCCUCCAUGAUCUGCAUUCCCAUGGUGAUGGUCAUCAAGAUCUUACAGUCUGAGGGACCCCUGAUUGAGAGAAUCAAGGCCGUGGCAGCCCCGGCGAAGUCAGGCGUAAGCUCUCGCCCGAAAGAGUACAACUUAAAGGGCAGCGAGCUGACACAGCCCCUGGACCCAAACGGGAACAAUGGCUUGAUCAAGCCCACCCACACCAUUGUAGAAACAAUGAUGUGAGCGCUCUCUGUGAGAGGAAUAAGAUUGAUGUGCUUUCUGUGUUAUUAUCAUAUUUGCUAACAUUGAUAAUGGUAGGUUUAUAUUGUCCAAUAUAUUCACGUUAGAGAUACUCUGGCUUGAUUUCUAUGAAGAAAAUUAUAUAUUAUUGUUGUAAUUUUUUUUACUAUAUCGAUAUUGUAAAUGUUACAGUUGUUUGCUGUAGUUGGCACUGAUCUCAGUUUAGGCAGUAUUUUGAGAUAGAACAUUUUCAGUGUUUACUACCUGUCUGUUGAUUCCAGAGAGAUGAGGAAUAUGCUUUUUGGUGUAAUAGAAGAAAAGAUUAAAUUCUCACUCCACAUAAAUUUAGUAAACUAAAUGAGUAAUCAACCAUGUAAAAGGUAGAAAAUGUCUAAACACCCACAAGUAAUUGUUGCCCAAACUAAUUUCUAAUCUCUUGUUGUUAGUGUUGUUGUUGAUCCCUGCAGUGAAAAUGAAUGUACAUCCGCUAGUGGCGGAAGCGAGCCACCCACAUCUCCAUAACAUGUCAAGUGGCAAUAUGCAGUGUAUAGAGUUAAUCUAGCUUAACAUCCUUUUAAGAUAAUUUGAUCAAGGCCUUGGCCAAAUACUGUGAGAAAUGCGUUCAUAAAAAGACCCAUCCUCAAAAACAGUUGAGACAAAAAUAAUAAAAGAGAAAAACAGCUAAGGAAGAGGAAGUAAGGAGAAAAGGGAAGUGGCAUUUUUGGAGUAUUUGUACACUGCCUGUGUGACUACUAUAGUCAGUCCCAGUGCAUUUAUCAAAACCUCUCUUUGCACUUUAUAUGUCGUUUCACCUUUAUUGUAGUAUUUGUUUUUAUUGUUGCAAGGUAUUGGUUACAUUUGCAACACAUUUCAGGAGGAAAUAUUUUUAGCUUCUAACGUUUUGAUAUUGUACAUUUUGAUAUACAGUAUCUAGUUGUCUCCUUGCUAAGACAAUGACAAAAUAGAGUAGACAUCUAUUGGCAAGUAUUCUGAUUUAUAAUUAGUACUAGGAUUUUUCACAUCCUGACAGCUCUCCUCAUUGUGCUCAUUUUAGUAGCAGAUAUGCUGCGCAGAACUACCACUGGAUUCUAGUUUCUAAUGUUCAGCUUAGGCAUUUGUAUUGUAGAAUUUUAAUUGUUUGUAAAUCACACAUGCCUUUUUGUAACAAUUUUAUACUGUACAUCAUAUGAACACCAUCACUGAUUCAUUCAUGUUACUGACAGCUCAGCAAUUUGUUGUAUAAAUACUGAUUACAUUGUGAGCCCGGAUUACAUUUUUCUGUGUGAGCAGUGGCAUUCUCUGCUCAUUCAAAAUGCACCAUCAAAUUUGAAAUAAUUGUAAUGUUCCAUAAUACUACAAGUUGCACAGUUAAACACAAAAAAUCUGAAGGAAUUGUUAUCCUGAAGCACGUGCAGGAGCCACCCCAGUACCAUGCUGCUUUGUCCGUAAAAAUCCUGUGCUACUUUCAAGAAAAGUGUACCAAAGCAUUUUAUGUCUCACAGUUGUCCCCUUCCAGAUGCACAUUGCAUCAUUUCUACAUAGAUUACAAAUAAACAUAUUUUUCUUUGGAA
Micropterus dolomieu (smallmouth bass) is the source of this 3596-nucleotide messenger RNA. Its product is annotated as sodium- and chloride-dependent taurine transporter-like. Gene Ontology annotation, cellular component: plasma membrane. Gene Ontology annotation, molecular function: taurine:sodium symporter activity. The record is from RefSeq and is a predicted model, not a curated record. The transcript is spliced from 14 exons. Lineage: Eukaryota; Metazoa; Chordata; Actinopteri; Centrarchiformes; Centrarchidae. Gene Ontology annotation, biological process: sodium ion transmembrane transport; taurine transmembrane transport; neurotransmitter transport. Bases 151 to 2028 code for a protein of 625 amino acids.